GAAAGCAAGCUUGUUCACUGCAUCACUCGUCUCGAUGGAUUCAUGCCUCCUGAGCAACCCACGCAGACAGACGCCAAAAAAAGUGGUCUCCCUCGUCGCUUCCACCUUUCCGGAACAUCUUGCAAUAUCACAUACGGUAUGAAACCGAACACUCGACUCGCUCUGCUCACAGUCUGCAAGCGUUGGUACUACUUUGGACUCCACGCUUUCUACGGUUUGAACACCUUCGCCUUCUCGAGCCUGGGAGAAUUUGGCCGUUUCUGCACUGGCAUCGGAGAAGCAAGAAGAGAAAGAAUCCAGCAUAUUGAAUUGUCAAAUAUGUCUCCAAAAGGACAUGGGACGUUUCUUGGCUCUGCCAGCUGCCUCGCCUGAGAACUCUCAUUAUACAUAUCGACGAGAGUGGCCCGCAGUACACGAGUCGCCGUCACGAGCCCAAGGCCUAUGCCGACUGGAUGGCGUUUCGUGGGAUGGAGCUCAUCCAGUUUUACGACUACAACAUAUCCCGCC
Messenger RNA from Colletotrichum acutatum, 507 nucleotides. RefSeq lists its product as uncharacterized. The transcript is spliced from 3 exons. Lineage: Eukaryota; Fungi; Ascomycota; Sordariomycetes; Glomerellales; Glomerellaceae. The record is from RefSeq and is a predicted model, not a curated record. Bases 43 to 372 code for a protein of 109 amino acids.